This is a messenger RNA of Lolium rigidum, 363 nucleotides long. Its product is annotated as probable E3 ubiquitin-protein ligase XERICO. Bases 1 to 363 code for a protein of 120 amino acids. NCBI's taxonomy places the organism in Eukaryota, Viridiplantae, Streptophyta, Magnoliopsida, Poales, Poaceae. The transcript has a single exon. The record is from RefSeq and is a predicted model, not a curated record.
AUGGUGACGACGAUGGGGCACGUGGUGGCGCUGCUCUCCGCGGCUCUCUCCGGCGGGGCGGUCGGUAAGGUGGCGGAGGAGCAAUGCCGCGGCUGCAGUCGGCACGACGACCACCACCACUUGACGUCCGCGGGCUGCUGCGUGUGCAUAUCGAGGUUCCGCGACGGGGAGGAGAUACGGCGGCUGCCGUGCGGCCACGCGUUCCACCGGGUCUGCGUCGACCGGUGGCUGGCGCUGUGCCGGCGGACGUGCCCGCUCUGCCGCCUGCACGUUGGCGGCGUGGCGGCGGUGGCGGCGGACGAGCACCAGCUCAGCGACGAUCUUGCCGUCUGGUUCUCUUCUCUAUUUGUCGCCGGAUUGUAG